AACAAACAAAUAUGUCUGUCGUAUGUCAAAGCUGAAAAAUUAUAUUUUUCAUCUCUCUUUUAAAUAUUUUGUUCAAUCUUGGGUAUAUAUUUUUUAAAACUCUCACUCUGUUGCUCUCUUAAAUUUUUUGUGUAUAUUUGUCUUUUUCUCUUGUCAAGUAUCACCCCCACAUAAGGUUGCCCCACUCGUUAAAUAAAAAAAAAGUCGUGUAAAUUGUAAUAACGUGUAAUAUCUCAACAUAUCCCUUCUGUCUGCUUCUACACUCUACAGUGCCAUUGUACCACAAAGCAAAUUAGCAAAAACCAAACGAGAAACAUUCGUCGCAAAAACGUGCACGAAUUAACAAAUAUAUUUAUUGAAAGUUAAAAUUAUAACAAAUAAAUUUGUUCAACAAGGCGUUGGAUUAUUUCUAUACAAUUGUGCAAUAAUUAAUUUAAUUACACAAUAAUUACAAUGAAGUUAUCAGCUAUCAUUGUUCUUUGUUGCAGUGUGCUCUUGGUUUCUGCUAUUGAGAAGCCAAUAUCAGUAGAGCCAACACCACCACCAUCAAAUGGAACAACUUCAACAGUAGCACCAUCACCAUCACCAUCUCCAUCUCCAACACCACCAUCAAAUUCAACAACAACAACAACAACAGUAGCACCAUCACCACCGUCAAAUUCAACAACAACAACAACAACAGUUGCACCAUCACCAUCUCCAUCUCCAACACCACCAUCAAAUUCAACAACAACAUCAACAACAGUAGCACCAACACCACCAUCAAAUUCAACAACAACAACCACAACAACAACAACAACAACUACAACCACAACAACAACAACAGUAGCACCAACACCAUCUCCAUCACCACCAAGCCCAGUUCCAGAACCAACAACUGGCAAUUGGAUAUUAAAUACAACAAAUGAAACUUGUAUUGUUAUUAAAAUGGCUACACAAUUUGAUGUUACAUACUUGACAACAGAUAAUAAGACUGUUACACAACAAAUUAAUUUACCAAAUGAUAAUACAACACAAGUUAGUGGUAAUUGCUCUGGUAAAUCAGAACAAGUCAUGACAAUAUCAUGGAUGAAUAAUACAAAUAAUAUGACUAUUCAUUUUGUCAAUGAUGUUAAAACUUAUUCACUUCAUCAUAUUGAAGCUGUUAUUUCAAAUGUUAAUUUACCAAAAAUUAAUUCAAAUUAUUCAAUGAAUCUCACUGGUGAAAGUGGAUAUAAAGCUCGUUUUGGUAAUUCAUAUAAAUGUUCAGCAAAACAAGAUAUUCAAAUGAAAACAAAUUUAAACAAAACAACAGUACAUAUUAAAAUAAGCAAUCUUCAAUUCCAAGCAUUUAAAACUGAUAAAUCAACAAACUUUGGUUCUGCUGAUGAUUGUACUGAUGUCACUGACAUUGUACCAAUUGCUGUUGGAUGUGUUUUAAUUGCACUAGUUGUUUUAGUACUAGUUGCAUAUCUUAUUGGACGUAGAAACAGUCAAGCACGUGGUUAUGUCAGCAUGUAAUCAAACACAAGCCAUAAUCGAUUCACCUUAAUAUAUAUAUAUUUUUUUCUAUUUAAUUAGAACUUAUGAUACCAGUAAUUACCCUAAAAAAAAAUUUAAACAAUCCGAAUUUAAAAAACAUAUUUUUAUUAGCUUUAUUUGCCUUUUUUUUGCUUUUUUUUAUGUUUCAACAAUCGUGAUGUCGUUUUCAUGUUUAGUUGUUUUUUUUUUUUUUGAUACUAUCAAAAUUAAUGAGAAAAAAUAUAUAUAUAAAUCCAACGACAGAGCAAAAUGAAAAAGAAAAAAAAAGAAUAAAAAAACUACAGUAAUAGAUCUGAGUUAAUAUUACUUGUUUUUUUUUUUUUUUUUUUCAUACAGUUUCUUCAUUACAUAUUCUUUUUUUUUUUUGUUUAAAUUUUGCUCAAUAAGUUUAUUAAUAUUAUUAAUAUUAAAAUUCUAAUUAUUAUUAAUUUUGAUUAGAUAUAUUUUUUGUAACAUCAAUCAAAGAGUAUCAUGUUUCAUUUAUUAUUGCUUUCUUCUUAUGUUUAUAUUAUUAAUGUGAUAACAUUCCCUUAUUUUUGAAAAAUAUAUUAACUUUUUUUUUUUUUGUCAUUGAUAAGCCUUGGGAAUCAGUGGUUAUUCAAAAUUGAUUGUAAUAAAUUUGUAAAAUUCAAUAAAAAUUGAUUAAUUAAAAGAAAAAA
This is a messenger RNA of Aphidius gifuensis, 2180 nucleotides long. It is a transcript of the gene Lamp1, whose product is annotated as lysosome-associated membrane glycoprotein 1-like. The transcript has 6 exons. Gene Ontology annotation, cellular component: membrane. The record is from RefSeq and is a predicted model, not a curated record. Bases 454 to 1500 code for a protein of 348 amino acids. NCBI's taxonomy places the organism in Eukaryota, Metazoa, Arthropoda, Insecta, Hymenoptera, Braconidae.